Molecule: messenger RNA, 1934 nt
Organism: Gymnogyps californianus (California condor)
Lineage: Eukaryota; Metazoa; Chordata; Aves; Accipitriformes; Cathartidae
Gene: MIS12
Product: MIS12 kinetochore complex component
Exons: 1
Coding region: 121-753 (210 amino acids)
Biological process (GO): protein localization to kinetochore; mitotic cell cycle; mitotic sister chromatid segregation
Cellular component (GO): nucleus; chromosome, centromeric region
Source: RefSeq, a predicted model, not a curated record
UCCUGUGGGAGCCGGCGUCCCCUCAGCUCCGGGCUCGGCCUUCCCGCCUACAGCAAGGCCUGUCUUCCCCGGGGCCUGCGCUUCGCUCUGUCCUUUCCUUACCGGCUUUCAUCCGCCACCAUGUCGGUCAAUCCCAUGGCCUACGAAGCGCAGUUCUUUGGCUUCACCCCCCAGACGUGCAUGCUGCGCGUCUACAUCGCGUUCCAGGACUACCUCUUUGAAAUGAUGCUGGUGGUUGAGAGCGUAAUCCUGAAGAAGCUGGACGGGUUUCCCGACUGUAAAAUCAGCCCCUUCCAAAUCCGGAAAAGCACGGAGAAAUUUCUUCUCUUCAUGAAGGAGCAUUUUGAUAAACUCUUCAGUAAAAUGGAAGAAGUGCUUCUGCAGCUGGUGUUAAACAUCCCUAAGAACGUGCUCCUUCCCGAGGACAAGGUCCACGAGCAGUACCCCUACAGCAAAGAACAGUUCCAGGCGCUUCAGGAUGAGAUCCGCCAGCUGCAGCAGCAGUACAGGGCUGAGGCGUCUGCUGGGCAGGCACUGCGUGCAGAACUGGAAGAACAGAAGGCUGUUCGGGCUGAGCUUGAGAAGAUUUUGCAAUGGUUUGAUGGGCUUGAGAAUAUCUGUAGGGAGCAUGGGACCAGCAACUUCAAAGAAAGCUUUGCGUUCUUGACACAGAAUUCGAAGAAACUGCAAGAUGUGCUGAAAGAUGUUGAAGAGAAAAGCAAAAAAAUAAAGAAGCAUGAUCAGUUAUUGUAAUGGGAAUUGUGAAAAGGCAACAAAAAUCAUUUAGAUGGCUUGCUUAAAAUGAUAGGGGCUUAUCUUUCCAGAAGCAUUUCCCCUAAUCCCUUACUCCUCUCAUCCUGCCAGGAUCUAGGCUAAAAGCUGUCGAACUGUGUCAGUUUGCACCUAUUGAGCACCUCCCUAGGGAAGCAGGGGGAGACAAAAGCCUGUAAAAUGUAACUGAAAGUAGUGAUUGGGAAUAAAUUUUGGGUUGGAUAACGUUGGCUGUGAAGGCACCUUCCUGACUUUAUGAACGUUAACUUUGAACAUAACAUAGCAUUUGUUUAUUUUAAGGAUUAUUUAUUAAAAAAAAAAAAAAAAGUCUAAGUAAGACCUGUAAGAACGUGUGAGUGCGUUUCCAGCCUGAUACCAGUUCAGGUAACAAGAGUGGAUGUUUUUGUCAGUGAGGACAUCGGGACUUCGUACCACUUUCCCGAAGGAGCUGUGUUGCACCGGCAGCGUCUUGUUACGGCUAAGGUGCCCUUCGCUGUGUUUUAAAAGCCAACAGCUAGGAAGCGCAUAGAGAAGAGCGAGACAGUGACUCUGUUGUCAAGGCUCUGAUGAGAAGGAGAUCUGUUUGCAUCAAUACUGAAUUUCAACCCAGUUUCUGACAUUUCAGGGUUACUUACCACUCCACAUACGUUUGCAAAGAGGUAGCUUGUGUUUUCUUUAAGCAAGGACAGCGUGCUGCUCCAUAGACCGAAGAUAUAGAAGACUGGAGGAACUGAGCAACUCGAUCACUUUGUCCUACUUCAGCUUAUGUUGCUUUAUAUAUAUUUUUUGGUUUGUUUGUUUUUAUUUUUGUUGUCCAGUGUCUUUCUUCCACUAAAUAGCAAAGUUCAUUUUAUUCAUGUUUAAUCAGAUUUUCCUGUAAAAAUGUUGUGAAUGAUACGCUUGAGUUCUUUGAAGUCACUUAAUUAAGCUUAUUCUAUCUGUACUUGAUUCAAAAUACAUUACAGUCUGUGUGCAUCUUUCCGUUGACCUCAGCAGGUCUUGAAUCUCAUGUACAGAUGUAUCAUGAAAUAUCAAUACUAAUUUCUACUUUACUAGCUUAGAUGUUUGAAAGACAUUAAACUUGUGAAUAAUUUAGAAGUUACUGGAAUAAAAAAGUGUAUUAAAAGCAUAAAAUACACUUUGCAAUUCUUUCUUCCCCGACU